Cucurbita maxima (winter squash) is the source of this 1261-nucleotide messenger RNA. RefSeq lists its product as uncharacterized. NCBI's taxonomy places the organism in Eukaryota, Viridiplantae, Streptophyta, Magnoliopsida, Cucurbitales, Cucurbitaceae. The record is from RefSeq and is a predicted model, not a curated record. The transcript is spliced from 7 exons. Bases 200 to 1183 code for a protein of 327 amino acids.
UAGAGCGGAAGGUGAACAAUUAUUUGCAUUGUUGCAGCAGGAGUCUUACAAUCAAUCAUGGAGAAUUUUUUAAUCGGUAGAUGAAGAACAGCGGAUCUGAUGCGAAUCCUCAUCGCCCUCCAUCGUCAUCUUCCUCUCGAGUUCUUCAACUCCAUUACAAUGCAUUUCCAUUUCCAGCACCUCCAUUGAAACAGCUCAAAUGGGUAACCCUUCAAUCUCUCUCAGAUUCACCAUGUUUCUCUCCCUCUCUCUCUCAAUCACUCCCUUCGCUCUCUCUCACAAUUAUACCAAACCAUCGCCAAUCCCCAAAGCCGCCCCCUCCGAUUUGCUCAAUCUUCUCGGUUCCAAAUCUCAAGCUUCGACUGUGAACCCUAGCGUAGCGAAGGAGAUAAGAUCCUGUUUCAAAUUCCUUGUUCCCUUCCAUCCAACUCCAUCCAUCGUGAAAUUCUCCAGUAGACGGAGCUUGAGAUCAAGCAGAUUCGAUGAUCGGAGUCGGAGAGAGGAAGAUGAGCUCGUCUGGUGGCCGCCUCAAUCGGUUCUCGAACUCGCUCGCCUUGCUGUUGAUUCUGGUGGAGACCCUGGGGCUAUCCAUCGCACUCUUGAUCCAGCUAUAAUCCCUAUACCCAACGUUCAUGGAUCAAAAAAACACAAAUGCGAACUCACAAGAACACCAUAUGGGAGACGCUUCAUAAGCGAGGAACUAAAUUCAUAUUUAAAGUUCCUGUUUGAGCUCAUUGCUGCUCGAUCCGCUGCUAUGGGAUUAAACGUUACAUUGAACCGUUUCGAUUUAUUUCACGGUCAUCUUUUUCUUUCCUUCGACAAUAACAGGCUUGGUAUUCUGUUUCAUGCUAAGGAAUUCCCAGCUUAUGAUGAGAAGGCUUUUCCAUACAACAUGGGCUAUUGUCAAAUUGGAUCUAAUGUACCCUAUGAUGCUUCAAUGAACAUGAGAAAUAUCCUCUGGCUGGCACCAAUUCCCAGCAAUUCUACCAAGGACUGGGAGGCACCAGGUGUUCUUGUGGUGCUGGAUGCUCGUCCAGAUGGAAUCAUAUACAGAGAUAUCAUACCCGACUAUGUACAUAUAGCAAGAACUAUCUAUGAAGAUGAUCUUGGGGAUGCUGUGGUUGAUGUCAACUACUUGGACACAGGCAAUGCUAUGCCAAAUUAUCAAAUAUUCAUAUGCUAAUAUCAACCUUUCAGUAUUUUCCUCAGGGAAUGGCGUGAACAACUCUACCAUUAUAGAAGUGUCAUUUUGAAUUAUGUC